UACUUUGCCUUUUAAAAGAAAUGCCACCCACAUUCAGAGACACAAGUGCAGCAGUUUGGGAAGAUGGUGAGUUGGAGGAAGGCGAGCUGGAGGAUGAUGGGGCCGAGGAGACCCAGGACAUUUCCGGAGGGCCCGAGAGAAGCCGGAAGGAAAAGGGCGAGAAGCACCAUAGCGACUCGGAUGAGGAGAAGUCUCACAGGAGGCUGAAGCGGAAGCGGAAGAAAGAGCGGGAGAAGGAGAAGAGGAGGUCGAAGAAGAGGAGAAAAUCUAAACACAAACGCCAUGCUUCUUCCAGUGAUGACUUCUCUGACUUCUCUGAUGACUCAGAUUUCAGCCCCAGUGAGAAGGGCCACCGCAAGUACAGAGAGUACAGCCCCCCAUAUGCACCGUCGCACCAGCAGUACCCUCCGUCGCACACCACACCCCUGCCCAAGAAGGCCUACUCCAAGAUGGACAGCAAGGGCUACGGCAUGUACGAGGACUACGAGAACGAGCAGUACGGGGAGUAUGAGGGAGAUGAGGAGGAGGACAUGGGCAAAGAGGACUAUGACGACUUCACCAAAGAGCUGAACCAGUACCGGCGUGCCAAGGAGGGCAGCAGCCGUGGCCGAGGCAGCCGAGGCCGUGGCCGAGGUUACAGGGGCCGUGGAAGCCGUGGAGGAUCACGAGGCCGAGGCAUGGGUAGGGGCGGCCGAGGCAGGGGCAGGGGUUCCGUGGGAGACCACCCGGAGGACGACGAGGACUUCUACGAGGAGGAGAUGGACUAUGGAGAAAGUGAGGAGCCAAUGGGAGACGACGAUUAUGACGAGUACUCCAAGGAGUUGAACCAGUACCGCCGGUCGAAGGAUGGCCGGGGCCGAGGGCUAAGUCGAGGCCGGGGCAGGGGUUCCCGUGGCCGAGGGAAAGGGAUGGGCCGAGGCCGUGGGCGAGGCGGCAGCCGAGGCGGCAUGAACAAGGGUGGAAUGAACGAUGAUGAGGACUUCUUUGACGACGACAUGGGCGACGGUGGCAGCGGCAGCUAUCGGAGGAGUGACCAUGACAAGCCUCACCAGCAGUCGGACAAGAAAGGCAAAGUCAUCUGCAAGUACUUCGUGGAAGGACGGUGCACCUGGGGAGACCACUGCAAUUUUAGCCACGACAUUGAACUCCCAAAGAAGCGAGAGCUAUGCAAGUUUUACAUCACUGGAUUUUGUGCCCGGGCUGAGAACUGCCCCUACAUGCACGGCGAUUUCCCGUGUAAAUUGUACCACACGACUGGAAACUGCAUCAAUGGUGAUGACUGCAUGUUCUCGCACGACCCCCUGACGGAAGAGACAAGGGAGCUCCUGGAUAAGAUGUUGGCUGAUGACGCCGAGGCGGGUGCUGAGGACGAGAAGGAGGUGGAGGAGCUGAAGAAGCAGGGCAUCAACCCGCUGCCCAAACCGCCCCCCGGUGUGGGCCUCCUGCCAACCCCCCCCCCUUCCCUCACAGGCACCAUUUCUUUCUUCUCUAGGUUCCCUGGACCUGGGGGACCCCCAGGACCCAUGGGCCCUGGGCCCAACAUGGGACCCCCAGGGCCAAUGGGCGGCCCAAUGCACCCUGACAUGCACCCCGACAUGCACCCCGACAUGCACCCAGACAUGCAUCCUGACAUGCACCCCGACAUGCCAAUGGGUCCUGGCAUGAAUCCUGGCCCGCCCAUGGGACCUGGCGGCCCCCCGAUGAUGCCCUAUGGUCCUGGAGAUUCCCCACAUUCUGGAAUGAUGCCCCCCAUCCCACCAGCCCAGAACUUCUACGAAAACUUCUACCAGCAGCAGGAGGGCAUGGAGGUGGAGCCAGGACUCCUGGGGGAUGCAGAGGACUACGGGCACUACGAAGAGCUGCCGGGGGAGCCUGGGGAGCACCUCUUCCCCGAGCACCCUCUGGAGCCUGACAGCUUCUCUGAGGGAGGGCCCCCAGGCCGGCCGAAGCCAGGCGCCGGUGUCCCUGACUUCCUGCCCUCGGCCCAGAGGGCCCUGUACCUGAGGAUCCAGCAGAAGCAGCAGGAGGAGGAGGAGAGAGCGAGGAGGCUGGCUGAGAGCAGCAAGCAGGACCGGGAGAAUGAGGAAGGUGACACUGGAAACUGGUACUCGAGUGACGAGGAUGAGGGAGGGAGCAGUGUCACCUCCAUCCUCAAGACCCUGAGGCAACAGACAUCUAGCCGGCCACAGGCUUCCGUUGGCGAGCUGAGCGGCAGUGGGCUGGGGGACCCCCGCCUCCAGAAGGGACACCCCACAGGAAGCCGAUUGGCUGAUCCCCGCCUCAGCCGCGAUCCCAGACUCACCCGCCAUGCCGAGGCUUCUGGCGGUCCAGGCCCAGGGGACUCAGGGCCCUCUGAUCCCCGGCUGGCUCGCACCCUGCCCACCUCCAAGCCGGAAGGCAGCCUUCAUUCCAGCCCCGCAGGCCCCAGCAGCUCCAAGGGGUCUGGGCCGCCCCCCACAGAGGAGGAGGAAGGAGAGCGGGCCUUGCGGGAGAAGGCCGUGAACAUUCCUUUGGAGCCCCUUCCUGGGCCACCACUGCGGGACCCGCGGUCACAGCUGCAGCAGUUCAGCCAUAUCAAGAAGGACGUGACCCUGAGCAAGCCAAGCUUUGCCCGCACUGUGCUCUGGAACCCUGAGGACCUGAUACCCCUGCCCAUCCCCAAGCAGGAUGCGGUGCCCCCUGUGCCCGCCGCCCUGCAGUCCAUGCCUGCCCUGGACCCCCGGCUGCACCGCCCUGCCACCACGGGGCCUCCCAACGCCCGGCCACGCCCAGCCACCUCCACAGACCCCAGUGCAUCUGGCUCCAGCCUCCCUGACUUUGAACUGCUCUCUCGUAUUCUCAAGACUGUCAAUGUCUGCAACCCCUCGGCAGCCCCCAGCUCCAGUGACAAACCCAGUGACCCUCGGGUGCGUAAGGCCCCCACCGAUCCUCGCCUGCAGAAACCAGCAGACUCUGCAGCCCCCUCCCGAGCUGCUAAGCCUGGCCCCGCAGAGGCGCCCUCUCCUGCCGCCAGCCCCAGUGGAGAGUCCUCGCCCCCAGCCACAGCCCCCUACGACCCCCGAGUGCUGGCGGCCGGUGGGCUGGGCCAGGGCAGUGGGAGUGGGCAGAGCAGCGUGCUGAGCGGCAUCAGCCUCUACGACCCGAGGACUCCCAACGCGGGUGGCAAAGCCGGAGAUCCGGCCGGUGACUCGGGCGCCCAGGCCAAGGGCCCUGAGGGCAACGGCAAGAGUUCAGCCACCAAGGCCAAGGAGCCCCCGUUUGUCCGCAAGUCCGCCUUGGAGCAGCCAGACCCAGGGAAGGCUGGGGCCGACGGGGCCAUGGCCACAGACAGGUACAACAGCUACAACCGGCCCCGGCCCAAGGCAGCCACAGCCCCCUCCACCACCGCCGUCACCCCGCCACCAGAGGGUGCCCCACCCCAGCCUGGGGUGCACAACUUGCCCGUGCCCACCCUCUUUGGGACGGUGAAGCCAGCGCCCAAGACAGGCUCAGGAAGCCCCUUUGCUGGCAACAGCCCGGCCCGUGAGGGAGAGCAGGAUGCGGGGUCCCUGAAGGAUGUUUUUAAAGGUUUUGACCCCACCGCCUCCCCCUUUUGCCAGUAG
Carlito syrichta (Philippine tarsier) is the source of this 3602-nucleotide messenger RNA. RefSeq names its product zinc finger CCCH-type containing 4 (gene ZC3H4). NCBI's taxonomy places the organism in Eukaryota, Metazoa, Chordata, Mammalia, Primates, Tarsiidae. Gene Ontology annotation, molecular function: metal ion binding; RNA binding. The record is from RefSeq and is a predicted model, not a curated record. The coding region runs from base 21 to 3602 and encodes 1193 amino acids. Gene Ontology annotation, cellular component: nucleus. The transcript has 14 exons. Gene Ontology annotation, biological process: negative regulation of DNA-templated transcription.